Tarenaya hassleriana is the source of this 821-nucleotide messenger RNA. RefSeq names its product protein ODORANT1. The transcript is spliced from 2 exons. NCBI's taxonomy places the organism in Eukaryota, Viridiplantae, Streptophyta, Magnoliopsida, Brassicales, Cleomaceae. The record is from RefSeq and is a predicted model, not a curated record. The coding region runs from base 8 to 706 and encodes 232 amino acids.
UUGUAGUAUGGGUGGUCAUCGUCAGCCGUGCUGCGACAAGAUCGGUCUGAAAAAGGGACCGUGGAUGGCAGAGGAGGACAGGAAACUCGUCGACUUCUUAGGGACACGUGGCAGCGGCGGAUGGUGCUGGAGGGACGUGCCGAAGCUGACGGGGCUCCGGCGGUGCGGAAAGAGCUGCCGGCUCCGGUGGACGAAUUAUCUCCGGCCGGAUAUCAAGAGAGGCCUUCUUACUGAAGAUGAAGUCCAACUUGUCAUUGAUCUUCAUGCUCGCCUUGGCAAUAGGUGGUCGAAGAUCGCGGCAGAGUUACCGGGAAGAACAGACAAUGAUAUAAAGAAUUACUGGAACACUCGCAUUAAGAGACGGCUCAUCAAAACGGGGAUUGAUCCAAACACACACCGUCCCUUUGACCAGCAAAAAGUCAACCCAAGAGUUCAGGAAGGGAAGGCAGUCAACGAAGAAAACCCUCCGAUUGAACCAGAGGCAACGAGUGACAACAAAAACUCAGAAGCCUCUCUGAUAAACCCAACCUGGUGGGACAAUGAUGAUCAGUCUUGGAGUUUCCUUAUGGACAAUGCAGGAGUUGGGGAGUUCACUAUGCUUUUGUCGGGAAACAUUUCAUCAUCGUCAUCAUGGUGGUUGAAGAUCGAAGAAUUCAGCAAAGAGGACUUAGAACUUGGAUGUUUCGAUGACAACACUCGUGUCUGAAGGGUCGGUUUAACGGCUUUUCUUAAUAUAGAUUUAGGAUUCCAUUUCAAAUGGGUGCAAUAAAUUAAUUACGACCAACGAAUAAGAGAAUAAAAACAUCAUAUGUUUUCCAAGU